AGGACCUUACUCUGCACAUACCCAACCUGCAAAACCCUCACGCGCUUCACCCGCAAAUGCGACCUCCGCAAACACAUCAAACGCCAUUCCAUCGCAUUUCACUGUCGCCACAAACACUGUCCGCGCGCAGCGAAGGAGCAAGGCUUUUCAUCGAAAAAAGAUCGUGAACGACAUGAGGCUCGCCAUGAUCCUCGGAUUGGGUGUGAGUGGGAGGGAUGUGCGAGGUUGUUUAGUCGGAGGGAUAAUAUGAGGGAUCAUGUGAGGAGGGUGCAU
This is a messenger RNA of Pseudocercospora fijiensis CIRAD86, 273 nucleotides long. RefSeq lists its product as uncharacterized. Gene Ontology annotation, biological process: regulation of transcription by RNA polymerase II. The annotation marks the transcript as partial. The transcript is spliced from 2 exons. Lineage: Eukaryota; Fungi; Ascomycota; Dothideomycetes; Mycosphaerellales; Mycosphaerellaceae. Gene Ontology annotation, cellular component: nucleus. The record is from RefSeq and is a predicted model, not a curated record.